This is a messenger RNA of Lutzomyia longipalpis, 1007 nucleotides long. RefSeq names its product epidermal growth factor-like protein. The transcript is spliced from 2 exons. Bases 52 to 981 code for a protein of 309 amino acids. Lineage: Eukaryota; Metazoa; Arthropoda; Insecta; Diptera; Psychodidae. The record is from RefSeq and is a predicted model, not a curated record.
AUUGGAUUUCGGUGUGAAGAGAAGUGAAAAAGAAAUACGAAAGAAAAAACGAUGAAAAUUCUCUACUUUGUUGUUUCUUUGGCAUUUUUGUGUGUGGUUUUGGGCCAUCCACAGGUGGGUGUGAAGACGCACCAGGUGCCAAUUAAUCCUUUCGCCAAUUUGGUCCUAAAUUCAACAAACAGUACAAAUGGACCACCACUGGCUACUACUACCAAUACAACAUCCCUGUACCCUCAGCUACCACAACUACCCCACCAACUACCCCAAUUCCCCCCGCAGCAACUCCCACAAGCACCGCUGCAACCACCACAGACGAAUGUUUCAGACAAUUGGCGCAAUACUCUCACUAGAACCCAAAUGUUCCUCAACAAGACGCGCUCGGAGAUGUCUCGAGGAAUUUGCUACCAAGAAGUGCCCACUGCAACACUCGUGGCUAAUCCACGCGGCAACAUACCCACUGGCAAUGGAUCAAACCCCUCCCUGAGUCGCGUUCAAGUCUGCUGCACGGGCUAUGAGAAGAAUCCCCACAAUUGGCGCCUCUGCGAUCCCAUCUGCCACACACCAUGCCUCAAUGGGCUAUGCGUUGCCCCCGAUACAUGUGCCUGCUACCCUGACUAUGCUGUUGAUCUCGAUGGGAAGUGCAUCCCCGUGUGCCCCAUUGGAUGCAGCAACGGACAAUGCCAGCCCGAUCGAAGCUGCAAAUGCAACAAGGGCUUCAUCCUCGAUCCCUCUGGAAAGUUCUGCAUUGAGGGCGUUCAAUGCGACAGUCCCUGCCUAAAUGGAUACUGUACGGGCUACAACAAGUGCACCUGCCACGCUGGCUACCUUCCACACCCCACAAAUCCCUACAUGUGUAUGCCACACUGCCCUGCUGGCUGCCCCAAUGGCGUUUGUUCUGGACCAAGCUUCUGCAUUUGCAAUUCGGGCUACGUUAAGGAUAGAAGCGUCAAGGGGAGUCAAGCUUGCGUACGUCGUAUUUAAAUGUAAUUCUCCAGAGAAAAUUUCAA